AUGCUGCCCGGGGCCCGAGCGCUGCGGGCGGCGGGGCUGCUGCUCCUGCCCGGGGCCGGGCCCCGCACUGGGGCCGGGCCCUUCACCGGGGCCGCCCGCAGAGCGCGCUGCGGGCCGGGACAGCGGCCGGAGGGGCGCAGGGCCGCGCUGCCCGCGGGGCCCGACCUGCGGCACUUCCUGAGGGCGGCGGCCGGGAAGGAGCCGGGGCCGCCUCCCGAGGCGAGCUCUGCCCCCGGGGCCGCGAAAGUUUACCUGGAGACCUACGGCUGCCAGAUGAACGUGAGCGACACGGAGAUCGCCUGGGCCAUCCUGCAGAGGAGUGGCUAUGCCAGGACGAAGGAGCUGGAUGAGGCAGAUGUGGUUCUCCUUGUCACCUGUUCCGUGAGGGAGAAGGCAGAGCAGGCCAUCUGGAACCGUCUGCAGCACCUCAAGGCGCUGAAGGCCCGGCGGCAGCAGGCUCGUGUCCCCCUGCGCAUCGGGAUCCUGGGAUGCAUGGCUGAGAGGCUCAAGGAGGAGAUUCUGCACAGGGAGAAGCUGGUCGAUGUCGUGGCAGGCCCUGACGCCUAUCGCGACCUGCCCCGGCUGCUGGCCGUGGCGCAGUCUGGCCAGCAAGCUGCCAAUGUCCUGCUGUCCCUAGAUGAGACUUAUGCAGACAUUCUGCCUGUCCAGACUAGUGCAGGUGGCACGACAGCGUUUGUGUCCAUCAUGCGGGGCUGUGACAACAUGUGCACCUAUUGCAUCGUGCCCUUCACCCGAGGCCGGGAAAGGAGCCGCCCCAUCGCAUCCAUCCUGCAGGAAGUGAGGAUGCUCUCGGAUCAGGGAGUAAAAGAAGUGACCCUCUUGGGUCAGAAUGUCAACAGCUACAGAGACCUGUCUGAGGUGCAGUUCCAGUCUGCAGCUGCCCCAGGCCUCAGCCGUGGCUUUAGCACAAUCUACAAAGCCAAACAGGGAGGUUUGCGCUUUGCACACCUGCUGGACCAGGUCUCUAGGAUUGAUCCAGAAAUGAGGAUCCGUUUCACCUCUCCACACCCCAAGGAUUUUCCUGAUGAGGUCCUGCAGGUCAUCCAGGAGCGACACAACAUCUGCAAACAGCUGCACCUCCCAGCCCAGAGUGGGAGCACACGAGUGCUGGAGGCCAUGCGGCGAGGAUACACAAGAGAAGCGUAUUUAGAUCUGGUGCACCACGUGCGUGACUCCAUCCCAGGAGUGAGCUUAAGCAGCGAUUUCAUCGCUGGGUUCUGUGGGGAGACAGAGGAAGAUCACCAGCAGACCGUGUCCUUGCUGAGGGAAGUCCGCUACAAUGUUGGCUUCCUGUUUGCCUACAGCAUGAGACAGAAGACCCGGGCGUAUCACCGGCUGCAGGACGAUGUGCCCGCGGCCGUGAAGAGGCGGCGGCUGGAGGAGCUCAUCACCACCUUCAGAGAGGAGGCUGCCACGGCCAACGUGGCGCUGGUGGGGCAGGACCAGCUGGUGCUGGUGGAGGGGCCCAGCAAGCGCUCUGCCUCGGAGCUGUGUGGGAGGAACGACGGCAACAUCAAGGUGAUCUUCCCCGAUGCUGAGCUGGAGGACGCUGCGGACUGCGGGGCUCCGGGCAGAGCCCGGCCGGGGGACUACGUGGUGGUGAAGGUGACCUCUGCCAGCUCGCAGACCCUGAGGGGAGUUGCGCUCUGCCGGACGACCCUGUCCCGUGCUGCUGCCUGUCGCUGAGGGUCCCUGCUGCCCGUGCAUGGAAGCAGCACAUUUUCUCCAGGGAGUGUUGUCAGGUGGAGAUGUGGUAGAAAACAGGGAGAUGUAUAUGUAUAUUAAAAUAUAUUUGUGAAAUAAUAACAUACAUAUUUCUGCUUUGGCUACAACCUACCCCUCAUAGAUGCGUGCGAGUUCGUAGGCCAAAGGGGUGGAAGGUGUGUGUGAACUUGCCAAGCACAAUUACUGUGAGACUGUGUGUUUUGACUUGCUCUGAGGCUUGACCUCACAGUGCUGCAGGUCAGUCCUCUGACUGCAACCACAUCUUCUAACACAGCCCAGCCUGAGAGAUGCAUGUGCAGAGCAGGUCCUUCCUACAAGCUGGGCUGAAUAUAGGAGCUGCAAAAGCUGGUAGUGCCUGAAAAAUACAGCUCCAGUAUUGGCAAAAUGCUUGGAAAGGGGAGGCAAAAACCCGCACCAUGCUCGUGUGGUGGAAUGCCAUGCUGGAAUAUGGAAUGUAAAAUGGUGUUUAGCGUGCACCAGUGAAUCUGAUGUGUCUGAGGCUGAGGGAAUGCAGCCUUGCCCUCUGGGGAAGACUGGAUCUCGGCUACAGAGGUUCUCCUUGUCUCCAGGCCUGGGGGAUGGCAUGGGAAGAGCUGGCUGCCAGCCAAGGGUCAUCUUCUGGCCUCUUAAAACUUGGGGUGCAGCUUUGUAAUCCAAACAUCCCUUUGCUCACUAAAGAAGUGGUUGUACCGAUUUAAAUAGCCAGUAAGUUCUUUAAGUGCAUCUGACAGCUCCUUGUUUUCAUCAGCCUGCAGCUGACCCCAGCUGCACUGUGUCACAUUCCAGCCUGCUCUGCAAAAUUCAAACAAGGACCUGUGACCUGCACUCAUGAGUAAACUGAUACGUGAGAAAGGAUCACCCCUUUUCAUACAGAUAAUCAUGUCAUUAGGAAAAAAUCUUGUGAAAGGCUCUAUCCAGUGACCAGUUUUGAAGGAACAGCUGGUAACAGAGCAGUCUUACAUGAAUUUGCAGAAUUUUUAAAUAAACAUGAAAGGGUUUUGCUCGAAA
Molecule: messenger RNA, 2754 nt
Organism: Myiozetetes cayanensis
Lineage: Eukaryota; Metazoa; Chordata; Aves; Passeriformes; Tyrannidae
Gene: CDK5RAP1
Product: CDK5 regulatory subunit associated protein 1
Exons: 13
Coding region: 1-1707 (568 amino acids)
Biological process (GO): tRNA modification; negative regulation of cyclin-dependent protein serine/threonine kinase activity
Cellular component (GO): mitochondrion; cytosol
Molecular function (GO): tRNA-2-methylthio-N(6)-dimethylallyladenosine(37) synthase activity; 4 iron, 4 sulfur cluster binding
Source: RefSeq, a predicted model, not a curated record